Funneliformis geosporum is the source of this 600-nucleotide messenger RNA. Lineage: Eukaryota; Fungi; Glomeromycota; Glomeromycetes; Glomerales; Glomeraceae. The record is from the annotation of a GenBank genome assembly.
AUGCCGCCGCUUUCAAAACGUAAAAAACAAAUAAAAAGUUUAGCUAAAAAAAAACAGAACAAGUCAUUUGUGCCUUUAGAACAUUUAGAUUUUGAUGAUAGUGAUUCAGAAUGGGAAAAUGAAAAAAAAAUCAUAUGGGAAGAUGUUGAAUUUGAUCAAGAAUCUGAAACUUUUGUUAAAGUUUUAUUAGAUAGAAUGAAAAACUGUGUCACCUACUCGAAAGAACCCGAAUAUGAAAAAUAUUUCAAUUAUGAACAAUUGAUUAUAUCCAUUGAAAAUGAAUUAAAGCUUGUUAAUUACCAAGAACCAAAAAUGAAAGCAAGUCUCUGUAUUACACGACAAUUAAAUAAAGGAUCAUACUUUGCAUGUUGUCUUAGAAAAAUUGUUUAUAUUGAUGGUCAUGAAAGAUCUGAUGUAAUUGAAUAUAGGUUAAAGUUUUUGGAACAAAUGGAAAGUUAUGAAAAAUUAAUGCCAAAAUUUAAGGAUAAUAAUCUGGAGAUUCAAAUCAAUUCUGAUUUGCAAGAAAAUGAAUAUUUACAUAUUCCGGUAAUUCAUGAUGAAACUACUUUUCAUUCUAAUGAUGGAAGACGAUCUAGAUAG